CAUAGACCAUGAAAGAAAACUGUGUAAGGACAAAUAUUGACGUCAUUCUUUGCCAGCAAAUCAUGAACACCGUACGUUUAUUGAAUGUGUCGUAAACAUUCCAUAGCGAUCAUAACCAAAGAUUAUCUAUUAUAUUUACAAGAUAGCCCAGUGACCGCUUUAACAAUGGAAAUGGAAAUACAUGGGAUGGCGAGUGAGGUCAGGUGGGGGAAAAAGGGCUUAUCUCACGCGGACAGAUUUUGGGUGGAGUAAAUCCUCUCGCUUCGCCUCUUCCUCUCGGUCAUAACGCUGGAUGAUAGGAGAGAAGUGCUCCUGACCGUAGACUAACAUAAAUGAGAUAUUUCGAUGAAAAUGUUUCUUAGUAUAACAGACGGUCUGCGGUUGAUUAGCGUCAAUUCGUAGUCACGAAAACUCCGACGAAAGCCCUCAUCUGUCAACAUCACCACCGGGAAAUUCCAACAUCACUUUCAUCUGCCUGGCUGGAAGUGUAGGAGUUGGUGGUCUCAAAUAGGAUCAAAUUGAACUGUCCGUAUCAGACAGAACCCUGGUAUGGUACUAAUACCCAUUUGGAUGCUGUGCAUAGGAUAUGCUUUAUACUUAGCUACCAUUCACUAACGUUAGUCUGUUCAUCACUGAAUUUUGGGCUAACUAGUUAGCAUUAGCCUAGCUAGCGCGUUAGCCUAGCCAGCUAAGCGGUCACUGGAAAUGUAAUCGGGUCACACACACAGCUGUUAGUUACCUUGAUUGAUAGCCAGAUAUGAUGGAUUAUAUCAAAGUCGAAUUGUUCUCUUCAGGGAGUGUAUAUUUUGGGGACAUUAUUUGCAUACACUGGAUACGCUUGGUGGCAAUGUUGUUGAUUCAAUGACGACAUGCUCCACUCUAACUUACCGGUACUGGAACAUGUUUGUAGCUAACGUUACUGGCAACGCGCUAGUCGAUGUUAUUGUUAGCAAGUUAGGUAGCUAGCUAACAUUAGCUAGAUCAUUAGCAAGUUGCUGCCUAUGUAGAUAGCUAGGUAACUAGCAAGAUAGCGGUGGCAAGCACUAACCAGCUCCUCUGCUCUGGACGCCCAAAACUGGGGAGAGAUCAAAAGUAGCCACAGCAUAGUUUUUCGUAAAUCAUGAAAAAUUGCGAAUACCAGCAAAUCGACCCGCAGGCACUUUCAACGCCAACCCCGACACUGCCGCCGCAACCCGUUGUUGUUGAGGAAGAGAAGAAGGGGGAAACUGCACGGAGAAAAUGGGAAGUUUUCCCCGGCAAGAAUCGCUUCUACUGCGAUGGACGGAUCAUCGUGGCUCAGCAAAGCGGUGUCUUACCACUCACCCUCAGCCUUAUUCUGGUCACCACUGUACUGUUCUUUGUAUUCGACUGUCCCUUCCUGUUGAAGCACCUGACCGUGUUCAUCCCAGCGAUUGGAGGAGUGCUGUUUGUGUUUGUGGUCAUCUCCCUCCUGCAGACCAGCUUCACUGACCCUGGCAUCCUGCCCCGGGCCACACCGGACGAGGCCGCAGACAUUGAGAAGCAGAUCGAUAACUCUGGCUCUUCCACCUACCGACCCCCUCCCCGCACCAAGGAGGUGAUGAUCAACCAGCAGGUAGUGAAGCUCAAAUACUGUUUCACCUGCAAGAUGUUCCGGCCACCGCGCACCUCCCACUGCUCCCUCUGUGACAACUGUGUGGAGCGAUUCGACCACCAUUGUCCCUGGUUGGGGAAUUGUGUUGGGAAGAGGAACUAUCGUUUCUUCUACACCUUCAUCGUCUCUCUAUCCUUCCUGACAGUCUUCAUCUUUGGCUGCGUCGCCACACAUCUAGCACUGAGGGCACAAGGAGGGAGAGGCCUGAUGUUUGCUCUUCAGGAGAGUCCAGCCAGUGCUGUGGAGCUGGUGAUUUGCUUAUUUUCAGUUUGGUCCAUCUUGGGCCUCUCAGGCUUCCAUACCUACCUGGUUGCUUCUAACCUGACCACAAAUGAAGAUAUCAAAGGCUCGUGGUCGGGGAAGAGUGGGGCGGAGGACACUGGUAACCCCUACAGCUAUAACAACAUCGUUACUAACUGCUGCUCAGUUCUCUGUGGACCCAUGCCUCCCAGUUUGAUUGACAGGCGAGGCUUCGUGCCGGUGGAGGAGUCUUCCCAGACAGUUGCCAUGGAGAUAGAGCUGCCCACGCUGGCUGCUAAGAAUGAGAUAAACGUGUGCACACAGGGAACUAAAGACCUGUUGGAGUCGGCAUCUCGCUCUCCGUGCCCCCAGACAGGGAAACCCCAGACAGUCUCUUCCUGUCCAGACAGCAUCGGCCCAGCUGACUCGGCGGUGACCUUUAACCCUGCUGUGACCUCCGACCCUGACCCUGUUGCGGUGCCCUCUCUGAAAUGCGGAGGCCGUCACCACAGCCACACCACCAGCCCUCCGGUCGAACCCCGCCAGCAGCACCACCACCAUAACCGGCAACACAAGACACGGUCGACGCGGAGCAGCAGCAAGCGGGCCGCUCUCCACAUUUCCAACCCGGCUUACAACGUCAGCCUCAGCCCCCCCACCUCUCCAGGCCUGGGGCCUAGUCAUGGUACAGGGGCAGAGGACCACAGAAGAAGGGACAGUUUUGCCGCACUGCACUGACUCAAACCAACUCUAACUCCCUCUUGAGUGAAUGAACCUGCGCCUUGCUGCCUUCCACAGAUCUUCGCUCUGCAUGAUGUACAACCGUCAGUUUAGUCCCGUUUGCCAGACUCAUGGAGCACGGCUAUAGGAAGAGACUGCAGUCAGUCACACUUUGGAUGCAGUCAGGUGGUAGCUGGUCCAUCUUUUAUAAUCCAUGUAAGUCCACAAGUCCUCUGAGAGAGGUGGGACAUGGCUCGCCGUGGAAUGUUAGACAGAAGCAUCACCAAGACACUCUUUACAUCCUGGGCCUAUGUGGUGAAUGGGCAGAAGGAUGUGUUACUAGGAUCUAUUACUGAGGAUAGCUAUGGAGUUGUGACCGUCUGGGGAUGUCACUGCACGGUGGCUACUUUCACUAGCUAGGCCUAACUCACAUCUGCUACUGCUGUAUAGCCUGCUUGGGCCUUUACUAGGCUGCAAAUUAAUGGAGAGCCAUUCCAGAGAUACAUUACAGCUUCCUAUCAGAAGAGGGCGCUACCUGCUAUGUGAGAUGCAGUGAGAGGGGUAAAUGUGGUGUGAACCGUUUAUAUAGGACACAUACACAAACCUCCUAAUGCUCCUAAUGUAAUUGAACUGAAUAGCCCCAUUCUUUACAGCGAAAAGCACAACGAAAGAGCUGAUGUUUUGUGGGGCAAACUUGCAUAGCUGCUCAGUGAGCCAUACAUUCUACUUCUUUUGACAUACUCAAGCAGAAAAGACCUAGCCAUUACUACAGAGCCUCAUACAGACUCUGUUAUUAUGCCUAGCAUCCAAACUGAUGUCGCUAUGUUUCACAAUGAUGAGUGCAGCGUUUUGUCUGGUUUAAGGCUUGGCAAACCUUGGAUACCUACCUACUCAUUUGGGAUGGCUCAGAUUAUUAGAGUAGCUGGCUUGAGACCCAAAAACCUGGCGGUGUGAGUGCCAAACAAGUCGAAUCCUUUUUUAUGUAAAAGCAGAACCGGACGGAUGAGCUUGAGUUAGUAUGUGAUAGGCUAGCAUUAGUACAUAGAGCUUUCUAUAUAUCAAUGUCUUGGAACUUGAAGAGACCCCUACAUCGAUAAGAGUAGCUCUCGUACUUAGCCCUAGACCCAAGGACAAUAGUAAGAGUGACUAGUAAUCACAACACGGACAUGACUGAACUGCACUGGCAGACGAGGACAUCUUGAAAAUCCUAACUGCUGUAUUAUGGUUCAAAACCAACCAUUCAUUCAACAGUAACGACUCAAGACACUACUACAGCAUACCUGAGAAAUGCUUCACGCCACACAGGAAUGUUUUAUUUUCUUACUAAAGCAGUGUUUCUCAUUCAUGUACACCUCUAUAAUACUUCUAUAUACUUGAGACAUGUUAGCAGUAUCGUGCGUUGCAUGUGGUUGCCUCAUGCCAUGUCCAAAGAGUCCUUCCUCCUUGUGUUGCCACUAUUAGUCCAGACAGGAUCACCAGCACUUACUAUUCCUUAAUCCACAUACGAGAUUAGAUGUGUGAAUCUGAUCCCUUCCUUGAUUUUGAGCAGUGAUACUAGACCAACUGAGUCUCUUGUUCAUUUGAACCUUUUUGUUCUUUGUGCGGUUUGACAAAUCUAAUAUGGUACUGUGUGAUGUGAGAAGGCACACUGAACCAAGGCAUCUGAAUGGGAAGAAUUCAGACAGAAUUCAGAUUGAGACCUGUCUGUGUGCUAGAGGCUUAGUUAUUUGAUAUGCAACUUAAACAUGAAAGUUCAUGUUGAUCCGCUUUGUUACAUCUAUCCCUGCAAUACUUGCACAGAAAACGCAAUGAACUGACACUGAGCAUGAAACGUGACCACUGAGUAGUAGGUACACACAAUGAUCACUUAACACAAAUACAAUUAUAUUCCUAUGGUCCACUUGGACCUACAGUAUUCAUAUUCACUAGAGUAGAGAAGUGAAGUCACUGCACAUUUUGUAUUUUAAAAAGUGUUUCCCUUCAUCACAACUUAGACAUAAUGUAGAUCAGUGGUCAUCCACAAUGCAUUGUGGAGGUUGGUUUCAAUUUGUAUACUAAAGGGCUUUUUCUGUUAUUUCAGCCAAUAUUCCUCAAAAUGAAAAGCACUGACUUGAUAAUGGUUUAUUGUAUGUCAAUCAUGGAUCCAGAAUGAUUGGUCUGUUGAGCUCUGUGCUUAUUUAUGUUCAACAUUAUUGAUUCUUUAUGGAAAACCGUAAAAACAUUUGUAGUAUGAAAAUGUAUGCACUCACUAACUGUAAGUCGCUCUGGAUAAGAGCGUCUGCUAAAUGACUAAAAUGUAAAUGUAAAUGUGUGUUUAUAACCUGAGUGAUAUGCUUGUCUUCCCCCAUACAGUAACUGUAAUUGAUGCACUCUGUUCACAUUUUACACACCAAGGCCACCAGAUGGCGACAGUUACAACCAAAUGGAGAUUUACACGCCAUGUUUACACACUUUCAAAAGAGCUCUCUUCCCAGAAAUAAUACAAUGUUUCCUCAGUCAAGUAGUCACGUAAACAUAGUAUUGUCUGAGAGCAUUUGUUUAUCUUUUGUUUGUUUUUAUUUACUGGCGAAAUGGCCCAAACACGUGGACGAGUCCCCCUUAAAAUUUUGAUAGGAUAACAGUAUUUUGUCAUUAUUAAGCAAUUCACACAGAUGGCCAAGGCUUAUACUGUCCAUUUAGAAAUAAAUAAAUCUAAUGUAGGCCAACUGAAUCGUGGGGAAUGUUGCACAAUAAAAGAUGUACUCGAUGAUAUUUCUUCUUCCUUCAGCAACAGGCCCCUGCAUGCCCCUUAAUUGUAGUUUGCCUGUGCUGUUUGAAUGAUGUUGAGGGUUACACAGGGCAUGUGCUGUGUGUAUGAUUGGAGCCUAUCCUUACCUCUCCCUCUGUAUGUACAGUAUGUAUGCCUUGGCAUAUCAGGUAGUGUCGAGUUAGUAGCCUGAAACCAUAGUAGUCUGUUUAAGAAGAACAAUAAAUACGUUUAUGGAGAGACAGCAGCUAGAAUCAGAUAUAAUAUAUACCACUUAGUAGACACUUUCAUCCUAAGCGUCUUACAGUACAGGGAGUGCAUACAUUUGUAUGUAUAUGUGAUUAUUGAGGGAAAUGAACCCAAACCCUAGCACCAGGAUGGCUUAUUUACUUCCCCAGUCCAUCUAUUACUGUACCAUGACAUAAAGAGAGAGUUGUCAGGGAUGUAAGCAGGGAGAUCCCCACAUCAGCUGAUGAUGAGAGGGUCUUUAUCUUAGUGUUAGGCUUUUCAUCACUAUUUACUAUAAAAUAUCUAUCUGGCAUGGGGUCAUGCCUCUGUUUGAUAUGAUACGAUCAAUUAUUUGAUCUAAUAGGUCUGAUUUUCCAUCAGGAUAUGCAUAAAGGGACAACUUUGCUGACCAACCCUAAUAACAGGUUACAGUGUCUGUAAUGAUGAUGAUGACCUGUAUCCUAUUUCAGUGAUGAUGUGGCCACGUCAAUUGGUUUUGUAGAGAGUGAUUGCACACAAUCACAGGGAUUCCUUUUCCACUGGUCCAUGCUACAAAUACUGAGUACCAUUCAGUGCUGCUGCCCUAUUUCAAGCAUAGCAGUAAAUAAGUGCCUCUUCACUGGAGGAUCCUGAUUGGUGAUUAUUGGCAAAACACUCUAAUUAUCCACUCCUGAUCUCUCUCUCUCACACACACACACACACCUAAUAACAUGAGUAUUGUAGCGACCCUCUAGCUCUAUCAUGUGGGGGGCUCAUGGGGGGAGGAGUUGCCCCUAGUUCAGAUAGCUGAUAGGCCACUAGUUUUGGUGGUUGGGGGGGUCAGAGCUAGACAGACCGAGACUGCAUGGAUCACAAUAACAUCUCUGAGUUCUACCAAGUUCUACAGUGAGCCAGAUAAGUGUAUUGUUUUGGGCAACCCUUCUAACCCUCUGUUAGCCUGUAUUUC
Molecule: messenger RNA, 6513 nt
Organism: Coregonus clupeaformis (lake whitefish)
Lineage: Eukaryota; Metazoa; Chordata; Actinopteri; Salmoniformes; Salmonidae
Product: palmitoyltransferase ZDHHC18-B-like
Exons: 9
Coding region: 1121-2611 (496 amino acids)
Biological process (GO): peptidyl-L-cysteine S-palmitoylation; protein targeting to membrane
Cellular component (GO): Golgi apparatus; endoplasmic reticulum
Molecular function (GO): protein-cysteine S-palmitoyltransferase activity
Source: RefSeq, a predicted model, not a curated record